AUGAAGGCAAUAAAGCAAGGAUCGAACAUGUUAGUGUGGACUAAGUUGAAACUUCCGAGACUCAAUACAACUGUAGAAAGGGUAUGGGAGGAAGUCAUUUUGACUGAAGAAAUCCCGGCCCCACCAAACCUGGGAAGGGAGCCACAACCUGGAAAAAGGAGCCAUGAGUUUUGUCGAUAUCAUCGGUUUCAUGGACAUCAUACGAACGAUUGCAGGAAUGUCCGGAGGACCAUACUUCGAAUCAUUGAACAAGGGAAGCUCGCACACUACGUGGAGGAUCAUGAGCUGCCGUCGCCACCUCAACAUGAUUACCUCAGGAUCCAGACAAAGAGGCACCAGAUUGAAAUAAACAAACGGAUGUGGAAGUCCGGCUGUAACUUCAUAGCACACUCGAAGGGAGACAUCCAAAAUUUCCAUGACAACGUGCUCUCGAAAGUGUAUAAAAGGGAUUACGAAGGGAAUGAGAUAUUCCCAGUGAUGAAAAGGGAAUCUCUAAAGGAAUGGAAAGAAAGAGAAAUAUCAUUCUCGGCGCAGGAUCCACCAGGGGAAGGAAUCUCGCACACGGAUUCCUUGGUCAUCACCUUGACCAUUAGCGAAAACUCACGAGAAAAAGAGGGUCGAAGCGAUAAGGGAAAUAUCUGGGCUAUGGAAAGGGUCUUAGUGGACAUGGGAAGCUUGGUGGACGUCAUUUUCUAUCGUGCAUUUAAAGCUUUGGGAUAUGAGGAUUCUGACAUGAUGCCUUCGGCGUACAACCUAUACGUAUUCAACGGGGUAGCAACAAAACCAAAGGGUGAAAUAUGCGUGAAGAUCUUCGCGGGAGAGCUAGAGAUGGAAGUUACUGUCUGUGUGGUGGACGUGGAGUCGCCGUAUAAUGCCCUCAUGGGAAGGCCAUGGAUUCGACGAAUAAAAGGUGUUGCAUCGACUUAUCACCAAGCGAUACGAUUCCCAAUACCAAGUGGGAUUGGCGAGAUAAAAGGAAAUUUGGGAGACGCGAAGGACUGCGGCGAGAAGGAUAUUGAAAAUUACGAGGAAAGACUAAAAAGGAGGAAGGAAAGAAGGAAGAGCGUACUGGAGUCAAAGAAGGAAAAAUAA
Messenger RNA from Papaver somniferum (opium poppy), 1092 nucleotides. RefSeq lists its product as uncharacterized. The record is from RefSeq and is a predicted model, not a curated record. The transcript has a single exon. Lineage: Eukaryota; Viridiplantae; Streptophyta; Magnoliopsida; Ranunculales; Papaveraceae. The coding region runs from base 1 to 1092 and encodes 363 amino acids.